AUGCACUCUACACUCAUUUGUGGCACAUUCUUGUCUUCCGAGUCGAUACGCCUCGGGCGAUUCGUUCGAAAUAUAGAUGAGCCUCAGCAAGACUUCCUCGAUCCGGACUGCAAUGUUCCCCUAACCUCCGUGAUCGUUAAACCCCACCUUCACUUUGAAGGAGUGCAGCACAAUGCUAAAGACAAGUCUUUCACGGCCAUGUUGACAAGUCUGGUGUCGACCUCCCGCACAAAGCGCAACGAUGCAUAUACUCAGAUCAGCACGGACCAAGUCAUAACUUAUCAACUCAGCAAUUCAGGGUCGUGGUUCAAGUCAGCGGUCAAGUCGGAGGCUGUUCAUGGAUGGCUUAACGAAUCUAUUGAGCAGGGAGACGACAUCUACGUCGUAGUGGGAUAUCACACCAUGAGGGAUGCAAGGAUCAUAGAGGGUGUGGCGAAUUCGGCCGAUACAUCCGCCUGGUUAAAACUUCCCGUGGGAGAAGCGCUCGCUACAGCCGGUGUUGGGAUGCCAUUGGGCAGUGUGGCCGACCCAGCUGUUGAGGCCCAAAAUUUCCACCAAGAAGCUGUUCAGAGACGAUUUGUGGCGGUCGGCGAGCAGGUCUGUGCAGUGCAGUAUCGCAAAGUACGCUUCAAAUGGUUCUCGAGUCGCGACCUAGACAAAACCUCACUGGAGAAGAACAGUCGUUGGAAGGUGUAUUGGAAUGUGCGAGGCCAGGAGAUUGGCACAAACGAUGUGGUGGAAGCAGACCUUCAAGACGAGUUAGAGUUGGAGGACCAUGAGCGAUACGUGUACGACACGGAGCAGUUUUUGAUUUAA
Messenger RNA from Penicillium riverlandense, 816 nucleotides. RefSeq lists its product as uncharacterized. The coding region runs from base 1 to 816 and encodes 271 amino acids. The record is from RefSeq and is a predicted model, not a curated record. The transcript has a single exon. NCBI's taxonomy places the organism in Eukaryota, Fungi, Ascomycota, Eurotiomycetes, Eurotiales, Aspergillaceae.